Malania oleifera is the source of this 1597-nucleotide messenger RNA. Its product is annotated as transcription factor MYB80. NCBI's taxonomy places the organism in Eukaryota, Viridiplantae, Streptophyta, Magnoliopsida, Santalales, Ximeniaceae. The coding region runs from base 423 to 1400 and encodes 325 amino acids. The record is from RefSeq and is a predicted model, not a curated record. The transcript has 3 exons.
UUUCAUAUACAUACAUAUAUAUAUAUAUAUAUAUAUAUGUGUGUGUGUGUGUUUUUGUAUAUAUUAUACACGUAACUUCACUACUCUAUCAUCAUCAUCUCGUCUCUUAAUUAAGCAAGCUAGCUAAAAGUGGAACAGAUACAAUUGCUUAAGCUGGAUCAAUUAGCCACAGCUUUUUUUCAUAUAUAUAUAUAUAUAUAUAUAUACAUAUGAUCCAAGAUUCAGAGUAUCUGUCAGUCGGGCAGUCGGCCAGUGAUCACUCCAUUAAUGAUUAAUCUUCUUCUUUUAGUUUAGCACCGAGCUUGGUCAGUCUACUAUAUUCUUUCUCUCAAAUCAACAAAUUUCCUAUAACAAAUAAAUUAAUAAAUAUUCCUACGUACGUAAGGAGGUGAAGGAGGGAAAGGAAGGGUGGGGGGGCAGGGAUGGGUCGGAUACCGUGUUGCGAGAAGGACAGUGUGAAGAGGGGCCAGUGGACCCCUGAAGAAGACAACAAGCUCUCCUCCUACAUCGCCCAACACGGCACCCGAAACUGGCGCCUCAUCCCCAAAAAUGCUGGUCUACAGAGGUGUGGCAAGAGUUGCAGGCUGCGGUGGACCAACUACCUUCGUCCUGACCUAAAGCACGGCCAAUUCUCAGAGUCUGAGGAGCAAACCAUUGUCAAGCUUCAUUCCGUCGUCGGCAACAGAUGGUCCCUAAUAGCAGCUCAGCUUCCUGGCCGCACAGACAAUGAUGUCAAAAACCACUGGAACACCAAGCUCAAGAAGAAGCUCUCUGGCAUGGGAAUUGAUCCAGUAACACAUAAGCCCUUCUCCCACCUCAUGGCAGAAAUCGCCACCACUCUGGCUCCCCCUCAGGUGGCUCACCUCGCUGAAGCAGCCCUUGGCUGCUUCAAAGAUGAAAUGCUCCACCUCCUCACCAAGAAGCGCAUAGACUUUCAGCUCCAACAGUCAAGUACUGAUGCCGCCGGAACCUCCACAGCCACCUACAUUCCCAGUAAACAUGACGAAAAAGAUGAGGAUACUAUUGAAAAGAUCAAGCUGGGGUUAUCCAGAGCAAUACAAGACCCUCCUCCCCUCCUGCCCUUGACCAAACAUAACUGGGAUUCUAAUGGGGGUGCAUCUUCAAAUUUUGUCUCUGCUUUUCCUGCAUCUGCAUCUGGGUUUCAGUAUGAUCAUGCAUACCUUGCUAAUGAAGGAGAGGGAUCUCCCUGGAGCCAGAGCAUCUGUACGGGAAGCACAUGCACCGGAGGGGACCAUCAAGAACGGUUGCUUGAAAAGCUUGAGGAUGACAAUGAAGGGUCUGAGGGUGGAAAAACAAUCAGAAAUGGAUCAAAUAUGUUCAGUUCAGACUGUGUUUUGUGGGAUCUACCUUCUGAUGAUCUGAUGAAUCCUAUGGUUUGAAGGGCUCAUGCAGAUUGCUUUUUGCUAAAAAGUAAGGAACUGGAAGUCAGAUUGAGAGGGAAAGAACUCCUUAUUUAUAGAAAAUAAUGAAACAUCUAAAGUACAUGCGGCAAGCAUGAUACAAAUGUAAAUAACACUCAUUUCUAUGAGGACUUUAGUAAUAUUACCAAGACAUAACCUCAAGUAAUUAUUUCCCA